Messenger RNA from Myiozetetes cayanensis, 5636 nucleotides. RefSeq names its product fibroblast growth factor 13 (gene FGF13). The record is from RefSeq and is a predicted model, not a curated record. Gene Ontology annotation, biological process: positive regulation of protein phosphorylation; regulation of cell migration; fibroblast growth factor receptor signaling pathway. The transcript has 5 exons. Gene Ontology annotation, cellular component: cytoplasm. The coding region runs from base 469 to 1206 and encodes 245 amino acids. Gene Ontology annotation, molecular function: fibroblast growth factor receptor binding; growth factor activity. Lineage: Eukaryota; Metazoa; Chordata; Aves; Passeriformes; Tyrannidae.
GGGGAGAAAAGUUAACUGGAGAAAUUGGGGCUAGGAGAGAUGCAAUGAUCUUGCACCAAGUGGAUGUGCCAUGUCUGCAUGCAAAUAGCGCGUCUGGAGAAGCUCAGAGGGAUGUCUUACAAGUGAUCUGCGUGAUCUCCGUAGAAACGCUCACCUCUGCCUGCAAACUUUCCCCUGCUAGAACUUGGGAGGAAUAAAAAAGCGUCAGAAAGUCAAAAAGGGGGAAGAUCUCAGCGGACAGAAACGCUUGAGCUAAACUGUUGCACCCCGACCUGGGGCUCUGGUGCGAGCAUCCCACCGGUGUCUCCUGGGCUCCCAACUGACUGGCGGUGGGUGGCGUUGGCCAAGGUGCCCGGCAGCGUCCCCAGCCUUGGGGACGGGCCGAGCAGCAUGCUGGCUGCGGCGCCCACGGCCGGCCAGCAAACCCCGCGUGCCUGACCCGCCGGUGGUGCCGGGGCGGUGGCGGCCAUGGCUGCAGCCAUCGCCAGCUCCCUGAUCCGCCAGAAGAGACAAGCCAGGGAGCGGGAGAAGUCCAAUGCCUGUAAGUGUGUCAACAGCCCAAGCAAGAGCAAGGGAAGCUGCGACAAGAACAAGUUGAAUGUGUUUUCCAGGGUCAAACUCUUUGGCUCCAAGAAAAGGCGAAGAAGGCGACCAGAGCCUCAGCUUAAAGGUAUAGUAACAAAGCUAUACAGCAGGCAAGGAUACCACUUGCAGUUGCAAGCAGAUGGAACAAUUGAUGGAACAAAAGAGGAAGACAGUAGUUAUACUUUGUUUAACCUCAUACCUGUGGGUUUACGAGUGGUGGCGAUUCAGGGGGUUCAAACAAAAUUAUAUCUGGCAAUGAACAGUGAAGGAUACCUAUAUACAUCAGAACAUUUUACACCUGAAUGCAAGUUCAAAGAAUCAGUAUUUGAAAACUACUACGUGACAUAUUCUUCAAUGAUCUACAGACAGCAGCAGUCUGGCCGGGGUUGGUAUUUGGGUCUUAACAAAGAAGGAGAAAUAAUGAAAGGAAACCACGUGAAGAAAAAUAAACCUGCAGCACACUUUCUUCCAAAACCAUUAAAAGUGGCCAUGUACAAAGAACCUUCUCUCCACGAUCUCACAGAGUUCUCAAGAUCUGGAAGUGGGACCCCAACAAAGAGCAGAAGUGUUUCAGGAGUGCUAAAUGGGGGUAAAUCCAUGAGCCAAAACGAGUCAACGUAGCCAGGUUCAGGCAAGCCAAGUGCUCUCUAAACAGAACCUUACCUCUGGAUGCAGUUGAAUUCUUACUAGCAGUCUUUCAUCCAAAUGUUCAAUUGCCCAGGACAAGCCACCGAACUUGCAUAGGUCACUCGUUUAUCAGCCAUUAGAUCUACUGGUUGUCAAAGGAUAUACCCCAAUUAUGUAGAAUAUGCCUGUGCAUAUCACAAGGCAGUUGGAUAGCCAGCAAACGUAACUGCGGAAUAAAUCUCGGAGAAGAAAUGUCCAGCUCUUUCUCUCUCUCACUUUUUCUUUCUCUCUUUCUCUCUCUCUCCUAUGCUUUGUGGAAUCCGAAACAAAAACAUUUCACAGCAUUCACUGCUGAUAAGAAUUUGCUUUCCAACUCAGAAAAAGACCACUUUUGCUCUUCAAAGGAAAUUUUAAUGCUUGUAUGUUUUAUAGGGGCAAACAAAAAACAAAUAUGUAAACUCUGUUGUUUCCUUGGCUUACCGUUUUAUAUCUAAGGCUUGAUAAAAAAAAAUGUAUCCUUUAAUUUGGAAUAGUGCUUUUUGAUUUCUGAACUCCAAUGGGUCUUUAAAGCUAUGUCUUUAAAAAAAAAAUAAUUAAAAAAUCAGGGUUGGAACUGAGAGUUGGUGUCUCAGGCUCAAGCAGUGUUCUUGUGGUUUUAAACACAAUGAAAUAUAAAUUUUUAUAGAUUUGUAGUUUCUGGUAAAGUUCUUGUGCUAACCCCAGUCUGUAGGAAUUGAGUUGUUUUGUUAUCCCAAGUGGAAGUUAACAGAAAGGGAUAAAAUUAUCCUCCAGUGUAGAUUUCUCUUAAUUCCAUUUUGUGUGUCUUGUUAAACUAUUGUUGUGGCUUCUUUUCUAAAGACAGAAACUGUGGAAUUAAGGUGACUUAAUUUUUUUAUAAGAAACGUCUUAUUUGUAAAAGUCCUUUCACUGUAACGGGCACGUGAAUAUUGUGUAGGAGGAAGCGUUAGGACAGGUUACCCCUAAACAACAUAUACUUAUACAUGCUAUUGGAAACAAUUGUUUAAAAAAUGUAGUUAGGUUUCCAUUUAGGUCAUCAUGUCUGUUGCAUGGGAGAAAGUUGGAAUAUUGGCAUAGAGUUGCAUGAUGUGUAAGAUUUUGUGCAUUAAUCAUCGUUGGAUUCUGUGCUCCAAAACUGAAUUAGUUCUGUACAGGCAGCUUUCUGCCUGGUACAAAGGAGUUGUUUAUUAUUUGUUGUAUACACAACCAUGCACUGAAUAAACUAUUUAUAUUAAGAUGUACUUUUUAAAAAAGCUUGUUUGAUUAAAUGCUGUACAUCUAUGAUUAAUUUAAAGGGAAAAGGGUUGGCAAUUAAAUUAAAAAGUUAUAAAAGAUAUUGUAAUUAAUGUUCAAAAUCUUUCUGUGUGGUGGGUCAUUCCCCUGUAUUGCCAUACACUAUACAAAUUAGAACAUGUUCUUUCUUUUGGAUAUUUUUAGAACUGGUCUUCUGUGCCCAGCUGAGAUACUCAAAACACCGUGACGAUUCAGUGCCACAAAGUCUUGGUAACGCCCCCUCUGCCGUGCGCUGCUGGAGCCCCAGUGAAUUGCACUUCUCUGCUUUGAGCUUUCCCAGCUUCUCCGUGUCUGCCCUCCCUGUCAGACUUUCCAUAGUGCAGCCACGUAGCGCUACCUCGCAGCAAACCUCCUCAGAGCCCCCAGCACGGAGAUCCCAAAAUGAUCUGGGAAGUCCAGUCCUGCUUGUGCCUGGUGGCACCUGAAUGAUGCCCAGUGUUUGCUGUGCAUCACUGCAGGUACAUUUAUCAGCCAGCUUUAUCUGGUCUUGAGGAAAAAAAGCUCCCACAGCCUUCUGCCUUUGUGCACAUGCUCUGGAGAGAAAACAUCCCUCUCUCCUGCCUUUUCUCUCCAAAAACAUCCAUGAAAACUUUUCUCCUCUACAGCAUCCAGGCAGCUCUGACAGGUGAGCUUCACUCACCAAGGUUUUUCAAGAAGUCCUUGCAGGGAAAAGUUUUCAUCAUGGGUGGUGGAAGAACCAGGUAUGUUAGUCUGAAACUAAAAUCAGAUAUUCCGUUGUCUGCUCUGUAUUUCUCCCACUUGACCCAGCUGGAAUUUAACCAGCUGGGACAGUGCUUGGGAUUUUUCUAAGGUUAGGGCUGAGAAAGGAGGGCAGAAGAUCAUGUUUCAGAUCAAACCCCCAGAUUCAUCACUUUGUGGCAAAUAGUAUGUAAAGAGCUCUGGCCUGCUAAGCUCCCAUAGUGGAGCAGGGUGUUACUGUCCCCAGAUAGCACCUGAUGACCUUCAGAGGGCCCAGGGGACCCCAGCUUGCCCCUUUACAUAGGUUGAAUAAAGUGGGAGCACAACUAGUGCCAGAGAAAAUCUAAAAAAUUGAAGUUAUGGUCAUGAUUGCCCCAGAGGUUUUGAUAACUCAGUGGGUCUGGAGCACCUGUUCCCUUAAGUGUGGGAUGCCCUUGGGAAACAUUUCUCUUAACUCUCCCACCCCUAAAAAUCAAACUUAUUGGGGUACAUGUUCCAAAAAAGGAAUCUGAGUGCCUUAGGAACAUAAAACCUGAUUUAGAAACAGGCAUAUCUGUAGCAAAGCUAGUUAAGUGCUGAGUGUUUACUAUCCUAAAUAUAACUGGACCUGCUCUGCUGCUUUACUUUAUAGCUGCAGUCUUCCUGUUAUUCUCCACCCCAAGUACUUCCAACCUUGAAGGUCAUCUGAAGUGGAAGGAAAAUGUUUGUCCCACAAAUCAUCCCUUCUGAGGUCUGUGGUCUGACCCAUCUUUUGUACUGACAUUGGCAUCAGCUGUGAGCAUUCACUGCCAAAUCUCUAGUUCCAAAGCUUUCUAAUAUACCAAGCUAACAAAUGCCACUCUUGGAUAGAGAUGAGAAGAGAGAUGUGGUGAUAGAUGAGCCAUAAACAGAUGUUUCUGACAAUUAUAUUAAAUUUCUUUCAAACCUGUUCCAACAAUAGUUUUUCCCUCAGAUUAUUGAGGACUGAAAACACAAUAAUCUUGAUAGAGUCCUGAUAGUAGACAAAAGCUCAUGUACUCUAUGAGCAAAGUGGGGUAUUAUACCCAGGGUUUUACAUGUAGUCUCUGGAGCCAAAACUAGGAUUUAAUAAGGAAAAUCAGAAUUAAAUGUGAAUUUACAGACAGUGAGUGAAGGUGACCUUCUAGUCCAGCCAGUAAAGUGAAGACAAGAAAAGAAUGCGGCUUCAUCAGAGGACCAGACUAAGGAGUCAGACUCCAAAAUAUGUAUUUAUCUUUUACCACCCAUAAAUUAGAAAGUUACACAGAUGUCUUCUGCAUAAUACUUUCCUUUAAGAUACCUGCUAGAUAUUAGGAAGAUGUCCAUUUGGAUGGUUGUCUAACAAAUGAAAAAUUAUACCCACUGGUAAACCUGCUUUGCUCUGCCAUGGGUACAACAGCAGAAUCCAGUGAGAUGCACACCUGGAAUAAGGAAAAGCCCCAGGACUGGUAUGAAUCCAAGCCCUAAGCUGUCUGUGAGCCACUGACCAUCUGCAGAAGAUGGUCUCAGGCCCUCUGUUAUCGCCAAGCCGGUGACUAAUGCCUUUCACCUGCCAUUUCACUUGGCCCUGCCUCUCCAGCAGUGCUGCCCACAAUCCAUGCAGCACACCAUGGGCCUGGAGUUGGCUUAGAAGGUGAAAAUCCAUCACAGAAGCUUCCUGAUGCACCUGGGCUUCACUUGGCAAAGCCCUGAGCCACCACAGGGGUUGUGCAGAGACCUUAUGAGAGGCUGACAAAUGCUACCUGCCAACCCAAAAGAAAACAGGUCACCCAUGAAAUUGGGAGGAAAACUGCUAGGAGCAUAAUUAUUAUGAGGCAAAAAUGCUGCUUUUUUGUGAUCCACCUGUCAGAGCUGCUUCCUUGGAGGUCUAUGCAGGGGGCUCAGGCACUGCUGCUUAGCCUGGUCUUCGGAUGAGAGAGGGUGGGAAGAGGUCUUCUCUCUUUCUUUUUUCCUUUUUUUUCCUUUUAAUUUACCUCAUGCUACCUCAUAGCAUGGUUGUACCUCCGUAGCCACUUGCUCAGCCGUGUUCAUCGCUGGCACGAUGGAAGACAAUUCCCUACUUUGGGAAAAUAUCUCCCAAGUUAGCCCAGGGAAGAACAGUGCCCCUUCUGCAGCACCGUCUGGUGUCCCCACCACUGGUUCCCAGCCCACAGGCCAGGUCUUCCAGUGGGAUAAAGACGGUCUAAUGAGCUCAGGGAUGCUGUGGUACGCCAGGCCUCUCCCCAGCUGAGCACCAGCGUGAGAGCCAGGUCUGGCAGAGCUCUGCUGUGUCUUGAGUAUCUCUGCGUGGAGACCAGAGCCAGUUCUAAUGGGUUUAAAUGUCUCCCCGACAUAUCCUUGACCAGGACUCUUUUGCAGGACAGAAUCUGUAUGUAACAACCUCCUAUCUUCUAAUAAAUGAUUCUCUCUAAAACAGA